Molecule: messenger RNA, 1734 nt
Organism: Cucumis melo (muskmelon)
Lineage: Eukaryota; Viridiplantae; Streptophyta; Magnoliopsida; Cucurbitales; Cucurbitaceae
Product: LOB domain-containing protein 18
Exons: 4
Coding region: 985-1734 (249 amino acids)
Biological process (GO): hormone-mediated signaling pathway; positive regulation of DNA-templated transcription
Cellular component (GO): nucleus
Source: RefSeq, a predicted model, not a curated record
CACUCCUCUCCUUGAAUAUGUAAGCAGUAACAAUUAUAUGUUUGAAUUUAGCUUUUGCACAUAAAAUGUUGGGAUUUCUUUUCAUGUUAUGAGAUGAGAUGCUCUGAACUGUGUGUUUAUAGCUGCUGCUUUCUGCCAUUUAUUUCUCUUUCCUGAGAUUUUGCACGACUUGUUUGAUAAUCCAUGUCCUUGUUUGAAGGGGGGACGUAAGACGUUACCUGGCAAAAAUGUUAUGGAAGAGCUUUUUAUCCUUAGCUUUGAGUUUGAUUUUCUCAUGUUUUAUAAUUUUAUAUAAUUUAUGACACUGUUUGAGCGCUUAUAGAAAAAACAAAGAGAGAAUACAUUUUCUGUUUAAUACUGCUCUUUUGCUCCUUCAUGUAUCAAAAACUACUUUAGAACGACUUUGUUUUAGUUUCACAGACAUGUCCUGUUUCUGAAGCUUGACAUGGGAUACGUUCUUUGCUGCUCCUUUUUACUAUUAUGGAGUGCCAUUCGUUAUUGGCUCUCUGUACAGUUACGAUAUGACUUGAAGACACGAAUGUUGUUCUGACAUAAAAAAAAUGAACUUCAGUUCAUAUCAUUGCACUUUGCGCAUUAUUAUGGACGCUGAAUAUAGUCCUCACAACUUUUGAAGUGUAAGCAUAAAGUUUAAUGCUUCGUUAUGACUUUGGUGUAUAGAUUCUUUUGUGAUUAUGAUGUUGGUUUAGUUUUGUUGGAUUGAUGCCUCUUCUGCAUUUACUUUCUUGUUCUCUCCACUUUGUUUUCGUUGGAUUCCUUGUUUUUGUGUAGUGUAAGCAAUCUGUACAGAAAGUGAGCAGGAGUUCUACUCGCCCGACGACCAGCUUCGUCGGGUUUUGAAGGGUAACUGGCAGGAGAAGCUGAUGAGACAUUUCUCUCUUGGAGUGGGAUCUUGGAUUUGGCAAGUGAAGAUAAAACUAGGGCUCUCCAUCUACAAAGCUUCUAUUCAACUGAUGAUGCUUCUAAAUGGAACCUCAGUUGCAUCAGCUGCCUUCAGAACUCAAGCAAGCAAAGGUUGAGAUGAGCUCGAGGCGGAGCAGUGGAAGUUGCACAAAAGGCAAGGGUGGUGGCAGCAACGGCAGUGGUGGACCGUGUGGGGCGUGCAAGUUUCUGCGGAGGAAGUGUACGCCAGAGUGUAUAUUUGCACCCUACUUUGACUCAGAACAAGGUACAACUCAUUUUGCAGCCGUACACAAAGUGUUUGGUGCAAGCAAUGUGUCGAAGAUGCUUCUACAUAUUCCUGAACAUAAACGGCUUGACGCAGCUAUAACUAUAUGUUACGAGGCACAAGCUCGAGUCAGAGAGCCAGUUCUCGGCUGUGUUGCUCAUAUUUUUGCCCUUCAACAACAGGCUGCAAGGUUGCAAAUAGAGAUCUCAUAUUUGCAAGGGUACCUAGCAACAUCUGAGCUUCCAAGACCCGCACCCCAUCUUCAGGCACAACCACCAGCUCUAGUCAAGAAGCCAACUCUAUCCUCAAUUGUAAGCCUUCCAUCAGAUUGCCCUUCAUUUCCGGCUGAAUCAGAUCUUUCUCUACUUCUUGAUCCUGUCGAGCAAGCUUCACAGGAAAAAUUGCAGUCUCCAUUGGAGUCGUACCAAAUUGGAAGCAACAAUUUCCCAUCCAUGGUCAGCAUUGAUCAACAAGUUGUCCAAAAACAACUGUCUUCGAUGCAACGCAUUGGUGCCUCGCUAUUUCCAAACGUCCCUAAACGAUCUUAA